AUGUCAACCACGGGACCAUCAGGACAGGAUAUCCCACUUGAAGGGAUCCGCAUGUCACGAUUAGGAGAUUUUGAGAAGAAACCAAAUCUCCCAUGGGGCUUUUGCAUUUAUCUAUGCUCGUUUAAAGACGAUGCUGCGUGGCAUAAAAUUCUCCAGCUCCUUCAGCGGCGCGUGCAAAAGUCCGUGGAACUUUCCCUACCACCUGGAGAGGAAAGAAUAGAGCUCCUAGAGGCCCAUGAUCUCGUGAUUCAUGCUGAGCUGGAGAAGUUCAACGGCGCGACUUCGCAUGAGGUGCGCGAUCAUUUUAAUGAUUGGGUGGCAGAACAACUACCAAAAGUGGUUAAGACACCCGAAACACUACAAAAGCUAGUCGGAGAGCAUUUGAAGGAGAAAAAUCAUAUUCCUGGACCUGAAUACAUUCUUGGAGCACGGCUUAACUUCGCCCUAUUUGUUGAUGAUAUUUGUUUGGAGUCUUUGGUCCAUAUGGAUCAGCCCGUAGUUAAAGUUUUGUAUAAGCAAUGGGGCAAUUUGAGUCCCGAGGAGAGAAAUUACAAAAUUGACCCCGACUGGCAUGAUGGGACAACGGAAGAAGAGGAGGAGGAUGUUGGAUGGAUGUACAUGUCUGUCAGCGACUACGUUGAUACGUAUGACCAAUUUGAGUGGGCACACGUGGCUGUCUGGCAUGCUUCAUAUCUUCGGCCUCCUCAGAUGCUUGACUAUUUUGGUGAUGAGGAGAGCCAACCGGGCUUCUGGCGGAAGUAG
Molecule: messenger RNA, 762 nt
Organism: Penicillium samsonianum
Lineage: Eukaryota; Fungi; Ascomycota; Eurotiomycetes; Eurotiales; Aspergillaceae
Exons: 1
Coding region: 1-762 (253 amino acids)
Source: RefSeq, a predicted model, not a curated record